This is a messenger RNA of Paramuricea clavata, 1400 nucleotides long. The record is from the annotation of a GenBank genome assembly. Lineage: Eukaryota; Metazoa; Cnidaria; Anthozoa; Malacalcyonacea; Plexauridae.
CGCAUCAUUUUUCUUUGACAGGGCAAUCAGGGUAUGUUGAUUGCAAGUCCCAAAGAGCUGCAAGUAUCCAUUGUUGAUUAUGUUGUGGUGUUUGAAGGAACGAAGAAAUAUCAUGUCGCUAUUGCUGAUGUUGUAAAUCCAUACACACUCUACGUGGUCAUACCAGGUUUGUUUUCAUAAUCUGAUAUUUUGUUGGUGUCUGAACUACACACAUGUGGAACCGCGCAAGUUGUUACAGUUCUACAAACAAGUUGUAGCAAGGCCUUCUUUGUCGAGCCGAUAUAUGGUGCGCAGUGGCAAGGGGCCUCCCUUGUUAGAAGUUCAAGGAGGCUGAGCACCCCGGUUUGGGGGUGUCCCUCUCAAUAUUUUUGCGGAUUGGAUAUUCAUAACCUAUUUGUAACUGUAGUGUUGAAGUGAUGUUAGUAAUGUGUACUUGAUUACUAUGAUCAUUAUCACGUAUGCGUGACUGGACAGUUGAUGUAGCACAGUACGGUAAAUUAGCUUGUUAAAGCUCGUGUUAAAGUACAGUGUAUUAUUUUGAAGAUAUGGCUGUAUAACAACAUCGACAUGUUUACAUGUUUAACUAUGAUAUUUAACUAAAGCGUUCUGGGUAAACUCACAAAUCAGUUAAAUCUUUUCAAGAAAUUGACACGCGCUAGUAGUAGAAGUUCCGCUAAUCGCUAUUCGAAAAACAAAACAUUUAUGGUAAAGUGGAUUUUUUAUAGGGUGGUGCUGGACUUUUCUAAGGAGGUGCUAGACACCACUCCCCUGAACGCCCACGGUAGAUCCGCCCACGUUUAUUAGUAUGGAAAUUGGAAGUAUUGAAACAAACAAUUGAACUUAAUUAAUUCACUUCAUUUCAGAGCAUGAUAUCGCGGAAGAGGUUGUGGUGAAAGUGUAUGUAUGUCAAGAUAACAACCUGAAUAUCCUAACACAUCUCAAGUUCACGUACAUCUCGCAAAUGGAACAUGCCAUUGCGAAGUUUCUAGCUCAUAGUGCCUCGGAUGCGGAGGUCGCUGAAAAGCUUGACGCUUUGUGGACGGUUUGCUUGGGGAAAGAUCACUUGGAACUCUGGGAUAAGAGGCUGGCUCAAGCAUUUGCACAACUGGAAUUGCCUAUUGAGUGGACGUUAGUCGGAGAUAUAUUGCAAAAAGGUACCAUAUAGAUUUUCAACUCGUAGAGAUAGGAAAAACGUUUUUCAUACAAAUACAAUUUCUGACACUUCAGAAAAAGACGGCCGAAAUUCGCUCUCCAACGUGGAGUAAAAUGAUCCACAAUCGGUUAGCCGAACUCCGAAUAUCCGAACGGAUUCAUUUUUGUUCUGCACUAAAACCGCAUAUUGUGGAUUGAUAUUAUCGCAUGAAAAUCUUCUUGUAAUAGAUCAAAUUUUAAUUUAGCCC